This is a messenger RNA of Linum trigynum, 3159 nucleotides long. Lineage: Eukaryota; Viridiplantae; Streptophyta; Magnoliopsida; Malpighiales; Linaceae. The record is from the annotation of a GenBank genome assembly.
UUACAACUUAAUCCGGCCAACUGGCCGGACCCGUGACUAGUUCUCGAUCAAACGAAAGGACCAUAGUGGUGACGUCCCUACCAAAAAACGUCCAAAACAAGCAGAAAAUUAAACCACAUCCAUGCAACGCUUUCGUUCAGUAACCAAAAGUCCACCUGCAGUUCCGUAUAAGACUAAAUCACUAAACUCAGCUCCACACCGCCAAUGCCCAAAUAUGUAAGGCACUGCAGCAAAAUUCCUCCCUCUCGGUUUGUCCACCAGACAUAAUUUUAUGGUUCAAAUGAAUCUACCAGUGCCGAUCGAGGAUCUUAUCUUUUUACUAUUCACUUACGUUUUGGUCCAGAUCGCGCCUUCUUUUUUUUGCCUAAGCAAUGAUCUCAUCACUCAAUACUGACAAACAUGCGCCUCUCUACCAGCUGCGUGCAAACUUGUUAUAAAAUUAAACCACAGAACCCAACCUACCUUGUCAUCGGCUCAGUAACUGAAACUGCACACAAGAGAAAGAAUAAAAAACCCUUUUCCAGAUGCGUUACAUACAGGAUGGUAGCGGUGGUGUUUUGGUGGUAGCGAUAGUGGCGAUCGUCGCAGCCAAGCUGUGGCAGCUACUAUGGGCACUGCUCUGGAGGCCUUAUGCCUUGACAAAAAAUUUCAGAAACCAGGGAAUCAGAGGUCCUCCUCGCCACUUCUUCCAUGGGUCUCUCCGAGAAGUGAAGGAGCUGACAAGGAACGCCGCCAAGUUGGUGUUGGAUAACUCCUCCAACGACAUCACUCCCAGAAUCAACCCUCACUACGACAAAUGGUUCCCUGAGUAUGGGGAAACACUUGUGUACUGGCAUGGGCUGCUGCCCAGGGUCACAGUUACGGAUCCUGAGCUUGUGAAGCAGAUUUUGUCAAACAAGUUCGGUUUCUAUGUGAAACCCAUGUUCCGGCCUGUGACGGUAAUAGCGAAAGGGCUUGUGCUGCUACAUGGGCCGCAGUGGGCUACAAGGAGGAGGCUUCUCAAUCCUGCCUUCUCCAUGGAAAAGCUCAAGCCAAUGAUGCACAAAAUCGGAUCAUGCACAUUGGAAAUGGUGUCGGAGUGGGGAAACCGUGCAAGAGAAGGCGGCGGGUGCGCCAAGGUAGAAGCGAACGCAGAGUUUCAGAGGCUUACAGCCGACAUAAUUUCUCACACCGCCUUUGGAAGCAGUUACAUUCAAGGGAGAGAAGCCUUCCAAGCGUUGAGACAACUGCAGCUACUCUCAGCAGCCAAAAUCGCAGAUGUUUUCAUCCCUGGAAGCCAGUAUGUUCCUACUCCGUCGAAUAUGGAGAUAUGGAAGCAGGACAGGACACUGAAGAACUCCCUGAUGAACAUCAUACAGGGCAAGGUUGCAGCAUCCAAGUCCAGCGAUGUUGGUUAUGGAGAUGAUCUCCUAGGCAUGAUGAUUGAAGCCUCCGAAACAACCAAAGGUGCCAAGAUGAACAUGAAUGAAAUCAUGGAUGAAUGCAGGACGUUUUACUUCGCCGGCCACGAGACCACCUCCAAUCUUCUGACAUGGACCAUUUUCCUGCUUACCAUGAACCAAGAAUGGCAGCACAAGCUCAGAGAUGAAGUGUUGAGAGAAUGUGGGAUGGAAAUCCCAGAUGCUGAUUCACUAUCCAAGCUUAAGUUGGUGAACAUGGUACUGCUGGAGACAUUGAGACUGUACAGUCCUGCCAUAGAGCUGAUGAGGAUGGCACCACAAGACAUGAAACUGGGGAAAUUGGAGAUUCCCAAGGGGACCAUUCUGUCAAUUCCCGUCCUCAAGAUCCACAGGAGCAAGGAAUUGUGGGGAGAUGAUGCAAACGAGUUCAAACCCAUGAGGUUUGUGAAUGGAGUCUCCAUGGCUGCAACUCACCCCAAUGCUUUCCUCCCCUUUGGAAUGGGUCCAAGAGUCUGCAUCGGCCAGAACUUUGCAAUGAUGGAGGCCAAAUCUGUGCUUGCAUUGCUUCUCCAGAGGUUUUCUUUCACUCUUUCCCCCGAGUAUAAGCAUACUCCUACCAACAACCUCACCUUGCAGCCACAGUAUGGGCUUCCUGUCAUUGUGAAGCCCUUAUAAAUUUUCAAGUCUAUGUAAAGAAUGGGAGAUGGAAGUGGAUAAUUGUUGGAAUAUAAAAGCCUUGGUAAGGGCAUUUAUUGUUUAUUAAGCGAUUAUUUGCAAACUCAUUACUCACAUUGCGAGGAUAUUGUGAUUCAGACUGGGUCAUAUGCUCUUAUAAAAAAAAAAAAAUCUGUCACUUGCUACUACUGCACUUCUUUGGGAGAUUCAUUAAUAACUUGAAAGAGCAAGAAACAAAAUACUUUUCACCUUCUUCAUCGGAAGCAGAAUACAGGGCAUUGACACAAUUCUCGUGUGUGGAGUACAAUGGUUAAAAUCAUUACUUGCAUUUUAUGGAAAGCCUCAUCCAGAACAUGUACAAAUGUUCUGUGAUGGGCAAGAGGAGAAUGGGAUUUGUGGAGUUAAGUGGCUUGAACAGAUACUAGAGAAUGUGAUUAUGUUAUUACUUAUUUCCCGCCAUGAAUGUCAGCGAUUAUGCUAGAGCUUGUUUGAACUACAAAAUUUCAUCGCAAUUAGAUUUCUCUGUUUAGGGAGUUAGAAAUUCUGGCAAUUUGGUGGUCUUGGGCUCUUGGCUUUCUUAUGUAAGCUUAAUUCGAUGGUUUAAUCUGACUUCCGUUGAUUAUUAGUUUCCUUGUUGCAAGCUAGUGGCUGGCAGGGAGAUUGAAUUCAUUGUCUAGCAAUCCAUCAGUUGAUGUCAGGUUAUAAUGCUUCUAAGUUUUUGUUUCAAGUUACACUUGUGGUGUACAUUGAGCCAUCCUGUUUUGAAAGACAAAACCUCGAUUUCUAAUCACUUUUUUGCUUAAGACAUCAAGAAUAAAUUGUAAGAGGAAAAUAUUAGCAGCUUUAUUUUGUCCAAUACUUCCGUGUCUCCAGAGCAUAAACUUCUUGUUUUAUUGUUUACUAUAUGUUGCGGCUAGUUUGCCCUUUGCGGCGAGUGGAAGAUAGCAUCACAAAUAUGUUAUCAUGAAAUAAUUAGUGAACUCAUACAAUAUAACUUCAAAAAUUACAAGAAAAAUCAUUAAGAUGUUGUGGGAGAGGUCCGUAGUAAUUUUCAUUCGCUGGCCAAUAAAGUUAUGAAUUAGCG